AUGGUUGACUACAGGGGACAUCAGUACUUUCUGUAUUCUGUCGUCAUUUUCAUGACCUUCCUUGGCUUAUUCGGCAACCUGAACCUCAUUUUGCUGCACGUUCGGCGACCAAUUCUCCGCAACAAAUAUGGUAGCUUCUUUUCGAAUGUUGCCCAGUAUAAACCUGUGUUUUAACAGCUGAGCUUUGCCGCCCUUUAAAAAAAUAAAGUAAAACCUGAAUUUUGUAGAAAAAUGCUCAUGAAAAACCGACUAUUUGAAGAAAUUUAAAGAAAGAAGAGAUUUAGUGAAGAUUUUUUAUAGUUUUCCAUCCAUAGCUUGGUUUUUAAUCGAUGAUCCGCUAACUUAUUGAUGAAAUGAUCGUUAACAACACCAAUAGUUUGGUCCUUGAAAAAAAGAAAACAUUUUUUUGAAAAAAAAGUAUUUUUCUAGUUGUUUAUCUUCUCGCGCCAUAAGGAGCUUCUGCGCGAAUUCUUCCAAAAAUUGUCCAGAAUUUUCUAGAAUUUUUUUAAAGGCAUUCUUAAUAAUACAAUAAAAAAAUUCCAGCAAAUUUAUACUUUUGAAGCUUCCAAAAAGCAAAAAAAGUAAAAAAAAUCUUUAAACUUUUCAAGGUCAAGAAGACUUUAUACAGGAGUUUUUGAUUUCGAAAGAAAUUCGAAGUUACGGUUAAAAAGUAAAAAAAAAACCGAGCGAAGCAUAAUAUAACAAUGACAAGUAUCUUCUUAACUCUUUUCAUAGGGGCAGUAAAAAACGGUGUUUCAGUUCAAAGCAAUAUUUUGUAGAGUUUUUCAUUGCGAAUCGAACGGUAAACUUGGAAAUGUACAGAAGUUCCUAGUUUCGGAGAAAAAAUAAUUCAAAGUCGGAGAGAGAAAAGCUUGAGUUCCCGCAAAAAAGGCAAUUGGCAGUAAAGUUGCUCUAUGGACAACAGGCUUCGCCAUCUUCCGGAUUUUCGCUUUUUUCUUCGUUUCUUUCAUUUUUCAAUUUUUUCUGUUGUCACCAAAGUUAUUUUCGUCACAAAAGCUUUCUAUUCAUGUAUAAUUUGCCAACUUUGAUCGCAAAAACGCUUUUCUGGGGAAAAAUGAUGAUUUUACACAGGUUUCGUUUGGGAUAGCGAUAUUUUGUGUUUCCUUUAUUAUCAAUGUGUAUUUUCUGUUUUCUUAAUCGAUUUUUCAGAGUAGAAACCCUUAAUUUUAAGCAGAUACCCGGUUCUUUCUCACAAAAUGCGAGUCUAAUGAGACGUCCGCAACAUCGCGUGCACGGCUACUGUAAACAGUUGUCUGCAUACCGAUCCAAAGCUUUUUUUAAAAUUAAUGGCGGGAGUUCUAAAGUUGUCACAUCUGUAAUUUUUUUGAGUACACCAUUCGAUUCGCAAAGAAAAACUAUAUAAGAUACUGCUUUCACCUGGAGCCCCAUUUUUUACUGCCCCUAUGCCUUUAAAGUUGAACUUAAGGUUUUAGAAAAUAUUUAAGCAGAGAUUUAAUGAAAUAAACGUAGUUCAGAAAACUCGGACCUUGGUAACGCGAACGGGACGCGAAUCGGACGUGUCGGAGCAUUUCUAGUGACCACCUUAGUAGCCUCAGCACCCUUAAGGGAUCCCUAGAAUCGCCCAGAAACGUCCGGAGCACGUCCGUUUCGCGUUACCCAUGCCCGAGAAGUUUUUCGAAUUUUUUCAGUCACAGAACCUUUUCAAGGUGAUUUUUUGGACGAAGUUUUUCUAGGAAUUUGACUGAAAAAUAAGGUGAGUAAAGGUAUCACACUAAAUGCCUCACACAUCUCCACCGUAGUCCGCGCACUUUUUCACUUCCUAAAAAACCAACGGCAAAUGAAGCAGAAUUCCGAAAAUGUCGCCGUUUUUUCGGCCCAAAACUGAGCGAAAGAAUGUUUUCGGCAUGAUUCACAAGGUUCCCAUGUUGCCAGAAAACGCAUAAAUCCAAUUAGUUAAUUGUUUUUUGCCUUUUUUUUCAACACGUAACAAUUUUGUUGCUGCUUAUCUAAUCAACAAAAAACGGAACUUGAUUUCCGGACGAAAAUUAUUGAAAACAUUUUAAUAUUUUGUUUUAGUCUUUCGAACAAAGUAGAAUGAUUGACUAUAGAGGUCAUCAGUAUUUCCUGUACACUUUAGUGGUUAUCAUGACUUUUUUCGGCUUAUUUGGAAAUUACCAUCUUAUUUUGCUGCACGUCAGGAAUCCGGCACUGCGCAACAAAUAUGGUAGAUUUUUUGGGUAUUUUUGAAUUUUAUUUGGUUGUGAUCCUUUUUUCUUUAUCAGAACAUUGCUCAAAAUUUCCUUCAAAAAAUUGUAGGUGUUCAGAUAGUUUCUGGUCGCACUUGGAAUGGCUUGAAACAUAGCGGUUAAAACUGGCUUCAAAUUUGUCUUCUCAUUAAGCAGCCCGUUUCAAUAGUUUUUGAUGAUCCGUCGCGCAAACCGUUUCAGGUCUGCUGCGCUUUGUAAUCAGCACUCUGUAAUCGUUGAGUCAUCCCACGUGCUGAAAUGAACUACUAGAGAAACUUAAAAUUGAAAAUGAUAGAAACCUGAGCAAGUUAAAAAAUAGUGGAUAAAUAAUAAAAUGUACAAGAGAAGACUAUCUGAUUAUAGUAACUUUCAAAACUUUCAGGAUGCCUUCUGACGUUAUUGACGACUUUCCAAACCUACUGCGUCCUUUCUGAGUCGGUCAAUGUCGCCUUUGGCAUUGCUAGUGAGUUUUUCGACAGUUGUUCUACUCAUAUUCCCAAUAAAUCCAUAAAGAUAGGAAAAAGAGAACGCUUAAUGAAGAGACACCAGAGAAAGAGAAAAUACCUUUUCUGACAUUUUUCAUGAUUUCACGCUUCCCUUCUCGCACCUCAAAUCUAUCCUUCUUGAAUUUCUUCAUAGACUGUAUUUCAGCCAUGACCUCGAGCUAUCAGAUCAAAAGAGACUUUUGCUACAAUUUCAUAUUCCCCGACAUCUUUUGCAACUGCGUCCAGACGAUCCUCAUCACGGCCCUCUCUAUCGAUUUCCUCUUUUGUAUUCUUUUUCCAAUCAGGUGAGCUCCCAAGAAAUCUUUGAGGUAUUCCCCGUUUUUAGGCAUAGAAAUCUCUCGAAUGGGCCAUAUUUGUCGAUGAUUCUAUCGAUUGCUUUGAUCUACGCUUCCUAUAUCAUCAUCUUAGGAUAUGUUGGGACUGACGAUGCGAUCAUCAAGGUGAUAUCUAUCAACAAGUCGAGAAAUCAAGGAAAUCUCUCAGUUGUGCAAUCCGCCGACGGCUCUCCCCCCUCAAGUAGCCACUUUAUGGUAUCGAGUCGCCUUUAUUGCGGCUUUGGCGACGUCUUUCGCCUAUGUCAUGUCGUUUAGCUUGAUUUACUUCAAAGCCAAAGGUUCCAAAUAAUGUUUAUCAGCGAACCACAGUUUCAGAUUCAUACUGUUCGUUUUGCACUUGAGUUUUUUUCAUAAAAUAUUGAAGAAACGGUAAAGUGUCUUCUUUAUAAAUCUGACCAGAAUAAGUUCAGCUUAUGAGAAAAAAUUAUAUUUUAGAAAGGUAUAAUAACUUUUUUUUUAAAGAUGCCGUUUUCUUCUCUGAUAGUGAAAAAUUCAGCUUUUUUUCGUACAGUUUUGUCCUAGAAAUGAUGUACAAUAAUAAUUAAUUUUGCUGUUUUUGCUAUCGAUCGCAUUUUGAUAGGUCUUUAUGAUGUUCCCGAGAAUUGAGGUUUUAAAAAAGUUUUUUUCAACUUUAGUGAUCCAAGUUUCUCUUUCAGUCUAAAAGUUUGAAAUAAACCUCAUUUUGUUGACUUCGAAUUCUAUUAAUUCUGACCAGGAAGGUCGUGGUUGUACGUGGAAUGACUGAAGUGCAUCUGACGAAAAGCGACUUACGCUUUCGGACAUAAAAAAAGAAAUCAGAGCCAUUCAACGUCCGACCAUUGAUUGAACAAUGUUCCAAAAUGAAUUAGAGAGAGGAUUCCAGCUUUUUUUUUUCAUCAAUUGCGAGCUAUUUUCAAGAAUUUUACCUUUUUCUGUACCUUAUUUAGGCUUCUUGGGAACUUUUUAUAUGAUGAAAAGUGGAUACCAACAUUUUUCAUCCGUAGAGCGCACUUUCGCACAUUUUCCAAGACUUUUCUGCAAUAAUAAAGAACUAAAAAUUCAGCUAAAACGCGACCAACGACGAUGCAAGUCGAGAAAAAGGCGAUGCGAAGCAUCAGCGUUCUUUUAAUCGUAUUUAUCCUGACUCGCGUCUCAACAACGUUAAUCAUCAAUUUUCUACGUUUCAUCAACUCCAGCCAAGAGAUCAUCACCCUGGUUCAAGAUUACAAUGUAAACUUACAUUUUUCCAAAGAAAAUUCAAUCAAUUCAUGAUUCAGGUCAUUUUCGCAAUGCUGUUAUAUUCCCAAAACGCGUACGUCUGCUUCAUUCGGUCCGCCGAGUACCGUCGGAUGUUUCUGGAGCAGAUUUUACCUAUGACAUCUUGUUUCUGUCCCUGUUGGUCGGAAAACAUCAAAACUUAUACUACAAAUAAUUCCAGACCAGUCUUGAAGCCGGUCCUUCGCUAUUGGAACCGGUAA
Messenger RNA from Caenorhabditis auriculariae, 4526 nucleotides. The record is from the annotation of a GenBank genome assembly. Lineage: Eukaryota; Metazoa; Nematoda; Chromadorea; Rhabditida; Rhabditidae.